ACACACGCACACACGCACACCUGCAUAUGGUCUAUAGACUUCGAUGUUAAUGUCUAGAGCCUUUUGAUAAACUGAGAUGUGGAUGGGAGUUAGAACAAAAUUUCACAGAGAGGAAAAGAGUAAAGAAAGAAGACUAGAGAAAAAUAUUGCUUGGAGGUAAAGCAAAAUUACAGUGUUGAGUAAGUAUUCUGCCUGGUGGAUGCAAAACAUGGUGAGUAGCUGACUGCUUCGUCUAAGACACGGUUCCCAGUGAAACCUCAGUCCAGACUGCUUGGGCUGGAGAAGCGUACCAGAGAGAUGUCUUAUCUCUAGAGGACGGGAUGCUUGGACUGGGGAAAAUGGAGAAAGCGAUACUUUUUUCUUAUUACAUGGAGAGAGAGAGGAAGGCUUGGUAGUUCCUUCUGUUCCUCAGGUUCAGAGGCUAAACCAAAACCUCUUCAGUUAAAGACUGUUCAGCUUCAUAACUUCCAUUUUGUAAGUCAGAGACUAAGAGUCUACAAAGAAGGAUGAUGGAGAUGCUAAGACAUUGAAGUGAAGAUAUCUAAAGUCAACGAUGCCCAGACGCUACAGGACAGGCAAGUGAAGAAGCCUCUCUAAGACAGUCAGUGCAGUUAGGACUAAAAUAAGGACAGCACGAACUGGAGGGGCAGGCAAUCCCAAAGGGCUUAGCUGCUGUGGUCGUGGCCAUCAACCCAGGGUCUGGCAAGGACAGCAUUCCAGAGGCAAUCACAAGGAAGGCUGCUCAGGGAAAGUAAAACCAGGCAUUGAAAUUACACUUCCCAAAGGGAAAAAGAGCUUGGUUAUUUCGGAGAGCUGCUGAUGGGGAAUGCUUAGGGCUGCAUUUAUGAGUUUUCUAUGGGUUCAUGGAGGUAGAUGCAAGUGGGUCAUAAAAUUAGAGAAACAUUGAAUAUUUGAUUGAAUAUUUUAAAAAAAUGAUCGUGUAUAAAGUUCAUUUUGACAAAAAAAACAAGCAAAAGACAUAAAAACAGAGUAGAUAUAUUACACAUACGACUAAUUUAAGACACAACAUACAACAUUUCUGAACUAAAUAUUUUAAUCAUUUCAAUAUUAUUUUGCAGGAAGACAUACAGGAAGAGCUUUAUCAGUUACAUUGUGACCUCAUUAUAGUAUAUAUAUCUGUGCGUAUAUGUGUGUGCGUGUGCGUGUUUUCUUUUUCGUGUCUUCUUUUCAUAUAAUGGGUACUUGUUUUUACUAUUAACAUAUCAAAUAUUUUAAAAAUUUAAAUAUUAUACGUUAUUAAAUAAAUAUGAAGGGAAAUUAUGCUGAGUCCUUAGGACCCAUUCAGUUGUCACGAAUUAAAAGGUAGCCUAGAAACCGCAAAUGAUGAACUCAAAGGCAUCACUGGCAGGAAGCCUAUGCAAAUCGAUAGACAUUUACUCUGAGUUUUUUUUUUCUCUUUAUAAUAUAUUAUAAAGAUUUCUUUCUCCACCCUUCUGCUGCUUAAAUUUUUUUUUAGCGUCCUCAAAGCAAAUUCACCGAAGUUCUUGUCAGACAUGACCAGACUUGUGUAGCACGCACUUUUGUUCUAGAAUCUGGCUUUCUUCACUACUGGGACAUGCUCCUCAAGUAAGAACCAUUAAGAGGUAACUGCUUCCUUCCUCUGUCCUGACUCCACGGCUUAUGCUCACAAGGGAUGCCUGUGAGGGGCCAAAAAGGAGAACAGGAAAUAUUCCUCCCCGUUUGCCACGCGUCACCAUGGUGAUCUGCAAUACCAGUGCUACUAUGGAGCCCAUAUUUAUGCUGCGGGGGCUCCCCAGACUGGAGCAUGCUCAUCCCUGGCUCUCAAUCCCAUUCUGUCUUGCGUACUUGUUAGCACUGACUGGUAAUGUUACCAUCCUCUCUGUCAUCUGGAUGGAGUCCUCACUCCACCAGCCCAUGUAUUACUUUCUUUCCAUCUUGGCGCUAACUGACCUUGGUUUGUCCCUGUCCACACUGCCCACCAUGCUCGCUGUGUUGUGGCUGGAUGUUCGGGAGAUCCAGGCACGUGCUUGCUUCGUCCAGCUCUUCUUCAUCCACACAUUCACGUUCCUGGAGUCCUCAGUGCUGCUGGCCAUGGCCUUUGACCGUUUUGUGGCCAUCUGCCGUCCACUGCACUACACCACUAUCCUCACCAACGGUGUGAUAGGCAAGAUUGGUUUGGCCUGCCUGCUAAGAAGCAUGGGAGUUGUCCUGCCCACCCCUCUGCUGCUAAGACGCUAUCACUACUGCCAUGUCAGUGCCCUCUCCCAUGCCUUCUGUUUGCACCAGGAUGUUCUGAAACUAUCCUGUUCAGAUGCCAGGAUCAACAGUGUUUACGGACUCUGCGUGGUGAUUGCCACCCUGGGUGUGGAUUCAGUCUUUAUCCUUCUUUCUUACGUCCUGAUUCUGAAGGCUGUGCUGGACAUUGCAUCUCGUGAGGAGCAGCUAAAGGCACUCAACACCUGUGUAUCCCACGUCUGCGUGGUGCUCACCUUUUUUGUGCCGGUUAUCGGGGUAUCAAUCGUCCAUCGCUUUGGCAAGCAUUUGUCUCCCACGGUCCACAACCUCAUGGCUGACAUCUACCUGCUUCUCCCCCCAGUGCUUAACCCUAUUGUCUACAGCGUCAGGACCAAGCAGAUUCGCCUAGGGAUUCUCAGCAAGUUUGGACCGAGGAGGAGGCUUUAAGUCAUCUCUACCCACCAGGUUCCCACUGAAAAUUUGGGGCCAGCGAUUUGAGUAGGUGAGAAAUAAAUGAUCUGAAGCUUGGUCAUCUGGCGAAAUUCCUAAUUCUUUCACUUCCUAGAUACAUGAUCUCAGUUCAUCAUCAAUCCUUGUGAGAUUCAGGUUUUUCAGAGCCAAAUUUUAAGUAUGGCUUUUUCUAUCUCCAAGAUAAUUAUGAGACAUAACAAUAGACAAUGGAUGUUAAAAAUAUUGUUUUUGAAAACUGUACAACUUGUUAAUAUUAUCAAAUUGUUAUCAAUGAUGGUAACAGCAAUAAUGUGUAGACUCCCUGUUCAGCACCAUAGCUCAGGAUUUUAACAUCAGAUUUAUUGUUGUUUUAAAACCAGAUCAAGGAAGUUCUCUUACGUUUUUUAGUUAAGUUUUAUUAAGCAUUACCAGUAUCAUCUUUAGUCAAAUAUUUUUUCUUUAUCCAUCUAGAUUUCAAAUGAUUUCCUCCAUUUUUUGACUGUAUUCAUUAUAUUACAUAUAGUAAAUUACAUUGUGUAACUUCUUUGCAUGUAAAACAACUUUGAUGCUUAAAUUAAGUGCACAAAAAGAAAGUCAAUCACUUGAUAUUCUAGACUGGUGAAGGAAAAUUAUUUCACUAAAAUUAAUACUCAUUACGUAGUAUUAUAAAAAUUCAACAAGAUCAUACUCCGUGAGCAUCUGUGAGUGUGUGUGUGUGUGUGUGUGUGUGUGUGUGUGUGCACACGUGUGUGUCUGCGAGCAAUCACUGGAUUAGAUUUGCUACUAUUUUGUUUUAGAUUUUGUAGUCAAUUUCAUGGGGUAUUUUGGUCUUUCGAAUUUAUUUUCUGUGAUGCCAUGAUCUGGUUAUAAAAUGUAAGUUAUGCUUGUCUCAUAAAAAUCAUAAAGAGAUGAUCCCUCUUUUUAUAUUCUGCAGACAUAUAUGUGUAGGGUUUCUGUUAUUCAUCGUUAUAUGUUUUAAAUGAUUCACAAAAGAUGCUGUCAGGGCCUGGGGUUCUUCUUUCCACAACAUUUAUAAGUGAAGUUUUCGAGGAAGACAUACAUUCCUAAUAAUCUAUGGAUCUUGAUUUCAGAUGUAACUUUCUGGCUACUGUGUCUUAAAUAGUGGUUCUGCGAUAUUCUCUUCUCUCAUUCUUCUCCACCGUAUGCUAGAAUUUUUGAAUUUGUCUCACCCAAGAGUUAUUCUCUGUUCUGUUUUUGCUUUGAAUCUUUUUUUUUCAAUGCCCCACUUCGGUAUUAGCACCAGUUUGUUUCAGAGCAGCUUGAUCUGCUCCAAACAAAGGGCCGUGAAGAGAGGAGUCGUGAUUUCCAUUUCUUCCUGCCUGUAUUAUGUUCAAUAAACAAACUGACCCAGAAACUGAAAUGAACUCCAACAGCCAAUGAGAUGAGUUCAGAAAUGCCCAGUGUUAGGAUAUGAAGUUCGAGUGCUUUUCCAUCGAAAGACCAGUUUUCAUUAACUUGCACAUCUUAAGUCACGUCACUGUUUCACACAGUCUCCACAUGAUCUCUGAGUCGGACUGAGGACGAACUUGUGUCUCUGUGAACAGACGACCUUAAGCCAAUGAAAGCUUCUCAGACUUCCCAGCACACACCCCCACAUCGUCCUCAUUCUCAUCAUCCUAAUUCACUUUUAACAAGAAUUAGUAACAAGUCACUUUAUAGAUAAUAUUAAAACACACAAAAAAUACAUCAACCCUUCCUUUGAAAUACAUUUAGACCGUUUUCUCCGGUGAAGAAAACUUACU
Messenger RNA from Sus scrofa (pig), 4430 nucleotides. The record is from RefSeq and is a predicted model, not a curated record. NCBI's taxonomy places the organism in Eukaryota, Metazoa, Chordata, Mammalia, Artiodactyla, Suidae.